Molecule: messenger RNA, 724 nt
Organism: Schistocerca gregaria
Lineage: Eukaryota; Metazoa; Arthropoda; Insecta; Orthoptera; Acrididae
Gene: mRpL55
Product: 39S ribosomal protein L55, mitochondrial
Exons: 2
Coding region: 130-498 (122 amino acids)
Biological process (GO): translation
Cellular component (GO): mitochondrial large ribosomal subunit
Molecular function (GO): structural constituent of ribosome
Source: RefSeq, a predicted model, not a curated record
CAUUGGAAUAUGUUGGUUUGUGAUCUUUGAGUUAAAACUUUGUUAAAAGAGUAUAAUGAACUUUUAUUGUAGUUGACAGUGCUAAUUGUUUCAAGUUUACAAGAUUUCGUUUUGUUCCACGUGGAAGUAAUGUCAGGUUUGCUGCGAAGAGAAUUCAGACGCUUACCAUGUCUUUAUGAGAGUGGAAAGUGUGAAAUGAAACGCCAUUUAAAUAGUAAUACGGCAAGUGUAUGUAAGAUACACCGACAGGUAUAUCCGCGGACCUAUCCUGUUCUUGUUGUUUUGCCCGAUGGUGCCACUAUAAACAUCAGAUAUCAUGAACCAAGGAAAAUCAUAAAGCUUCCAUUGGAUUUGUCUAUACUGAGUGAUGAAGAACGUAAACUCCGUUUGGAAAAGCGGAAGCCAAAGUCCAAGGUGAAGAUAGAAGAUGACUAUGAAGAUGACUUCGAUGUUAAUAAAUAUCUGAAAUACAUCAGAAAAACAAAUUCUAAUGCAUAGAAACAAGUAUUGUAUUUCCAGUAGUAAUAAUAAUAAUAAUAAUAAUGAGCGUAUGGCAUUGGUGGCCAGUAAUGUAUCAUUACUGAAAAACUAACACCUUGUAAUUGUUCUCUCAUGCCAUAGAACAUGUUAUAAUACUGGUAACUUUGAAAGUGGUGACAAAAACAAAACAUUGCCAAGUAUAGUUAUUAUGAUACUAGUUUUGAAAUAGAUGUAUGAAUUUCCA